AUGCUCGCCCGCACCCUCCGCGCCGCGGCGGGCACAACGACAAGCCCGCUGCGCACCGGCGCCGGCACCCAGCUCCGGACGGCAUGCUCAUCCUCCUCCUCCUCUUCGACCGCCGAAACAGUCCCCUCAAGCCCGAUCCGCGUCUUCCGCUCCGUCUCGGCCCUCCGGACCUGGCGCCGCCCCCAGACCCACGAGUACCGCUCCGUCGGCCUCGUCCCGACCAUGGGCGCCCUGCACGAGGGCCACCUCUCCCUGAUCCGCGCCGCCGCCCGCGAGAACCACCACGUCGUCGUCUCCGUCUACGUCAACCCCGCCCAGUUCGGCCUCUCCGAGGACCUGGCCUCCUACCCGGCCACCUGGGCCCGCGACACCGAGGUCCUGCGCGACCUCGACCGCGAGCUGGCCGGCGACGGGGGCAACCUCGGCCGCGUCAGCGCCGUCUUCGCGCCCACCACCGCCGAGAUGUACCCCUCGGGUUUCCCGGGACAGGAGCCGGGGAGCAAGGGCAGCUUCGUGACGAUCACGCCCGUGGGCGAGGUGCUGGAGGGCGCGAGCAGGCCAACGUUCUUCAGGGGUGUCGCGACGGUGUGCAUGAAGCUCUUCAACAUCGUGCAGCCCGAGAGGGUGUACUUCGGGCAGAAGGACGUGCAGCAGACGGUCGUGAUCCGGCGGAUGGUGGAGGAUUUCAUGCUCCCGACGGAGGUCAUCAUCGGGGAGACGAUGCGCGAGGCCGACGGGCUUGCGCUGAGCUCGCGGAACGUGUACCUCGGCGUGCGGAGACGGAAGGUUGCCACGGUGCUGAACCGCGCGCUGAGAGCUGCCGAGGAGAAGUACCAGCAGGGCGCGCUGGACAGGGAGGCGAUCCUCGGUGCGGCGAACCAGGUCGCUGCGAAUGUGCUGUCGGAGCAGUCCAAGCUGGCGCCUAAAGACAGGGUGAUGUUCGAGGUGGACUACAUCUCGCUGGCGGAUCCCGACACGAUGCAGGAGAUCAACACCGUUGUGCCGACAAAGGGAGGGAUCCUCAGCGGCGCCGUCAAGAUGUUGCCGGUGGAAGAGCCGCAACCAGGCGAGGACCUGGGCCACAGCGAUGGCCCUUCUGUACGACUUAUUGACAACAUUAUUCUCAAGCCAAAUACCCAGUAG
Colletotrichum karsti is the source of this 1143-nucleotide messenger RNA. RefSeq names its product pantoate-beta-alanine ligase. Gene Ontology annotation, biological process: pantothenate biosynthetic process. The transcript has a single exon. Gene Ontology annotation, molecular function: pantoate-beta-alanine ligase activity. The coding region runs from base 1 to 1143 and encodes 380 amino acids. Lineage: Eukaryota; Fungi; Ascomycota; Sordariomycetes; Glomerellales; Glomerellaceae. The record is from RefSeq and is a predicted model, not a curated record.